This is a messenger RNA of Scheffersomyces amazonensis, 2712 nucleotides long. RefSeq names its product MFS transporter. The coding region runs from base 400 to 2649 and encodes 749 amino acids. NCBI's taxonomy places the organism in Eukaryota, Fungi, Ascomycota, Pichiomycetes, Serinales, Debaryomycetaceae. Gene Ontology annotation, molecular function: transmembrane transporter activity. The record is from RefSeq and is a predicted model, not a curated record. Gene Ontology annotation, biological process: transmembrane transport. The transcript has a single exon.
AAUAAGCUUGUCAUGCUAUAAAUAUAGUAAAAUAUUGUUCACUAUAAUGUAUAAAGAAUCAUAACUGUAUAUACUAGCUACUAUUACGCAGUUAGAUUAAUAAGCCAGGAGUGCUACUCAUACUUAGCUAAUUAAUUGUCAUUCCAUAUUAUGGGGUGAGGCUCUUUACAGAUAAGGAAUUAUUUUUUCAGGUGGUCUCAUUGCAAAACUCCAUAAACGUCACCACUACAAAGAACAGUACCAACUUAAUUGCUUUAAAAGUUAAAGCACUAUAGUGAUACGACACUAUUCUGGUCAGUUCUGGACUUUUACAUUUUGUUGAUUUUUCAGUUUGUUGAUUUGUUUCAUUUACUGGUUAGUUAUUACUUGCAUAUACUUUUUAUUUGAAUUGUUAUAGACAUGUCAUCCUCAUCGGAAGAAACAGAAGAGAAGCAUAUUCCUGGUGUUUCGACUACUGCGUCGGCAAAUCGACCGGAAUUGACUCGUGCAGUUCUGAGUGAAUCUCUAGCAUCUCUGAUAAGUUCAACUUCAAGUCUCGCUAGACGUAAUGAUCCGAAAGCUAUUCCUGUAUUUGAUGAAGAUGAUGAGGAAGAAGAAGAUGUUCAUAGGCGAGGAUCAUCAAGUCGUCAUUCGAGUUUUGCAUCGUCUCCUGUAGAGGGAUCUAGUCGAGCUCAUAUUCGAGAUCGUAGGAGAUCAAGUGCCUUUAAAAAUAGAUCAUUCUCAAACUCCAGUUCUUUAGGAAGAGCUGCUCUUCAAACACUUCGGCAAUCUCUCUCAUUAUCAUCAUCUAUGGAUUCUAAUGCUUUAGGUGGAAACCUAUUACGUCAAACAACUACAUACACGGUGAAAGAUAUCUAUGGGGAAAUGGAUGAAGAGAAUAUAAGAAUGGAAAGAACUGCAACAAGAGCAACUAUACUUAAUGAAUUAGUAGGUAGAGUCCAAAGUGUAGGAUAUAGACGAAUUGCAGAUCAAGAUCAAGAAAGCCAAGCAACAACACCAAAGAAGACACCCCAAAAGUCAUAUCCCGGCGCUCCUGAAGUUGAGGAAUUACCAGGGAGUGACGAAAGUCAAGGCUUUUUAUAUGAACAAAUUCCUGAUAUUGCUGUCCCCACAAAAGAUUUUGGUGAUGAAUUCACAGCUAUAGAUCCAGAAUUGGUUACUUGGGAUGGACCUGAUGAUCCAGACUAUCCUAGAAAUUGGACUAAGGGUACAAAAGCAUUUCAAUUAUUAAUAGUUUCAUUAUAUACAUUAAUAUCACCUAUGUCUUCAUCUAUGCUUUCGCCAGCUAUGACAGAAAUUGGAGCAGAUUUAGGUAUGCAUUCUCAAUUUAUUGAGUCUUUCAGUGUAUCUAUCAUGGUUUUAUCUUGGGCUCUUGGACCAUUAUUAAUUGCUCCUAUUUCUGAAAGUGAUAGAUAUGGUAGACGACCAGUAUUGAAUAUUUCCAUUUGGAUUAUCUGUAUAUUUAAUCUCGCAUGUGGAUUCGCCAAAAAUACCGUUCAAUUAUGUGUUUUUCGAUUUUUAGGUGGAUUAGGAGGUUGUGCUGCUUUAAAUGUAGGAGCUGGGACGUUAGCAGAUUUAUUUAAUGAUAGUGAAAGGCAGAUGGCUAUGGCAGCAUACUCUAUCUGUCCUACAAUGGGUCCUAUUUUAUCACCAAUCAUUUCAAGUUUCAUUAUUACUGGUAAAUCAUGGCAUUGGGUGUUUUAUGUCUUGGCUAUUUUUAAUGGGGCCGUUGCAUUAUUGGGUACGAUCUUCUUCAGAGAAACUUACUCACCCCGUUUACUAAAAAUAAAAGCCAAUAUUUUAAGAAAGGAGAGUGGUAAUCCACAUCUUCAUACUAUUUUCGAGAUUGCAGAUGGUGAAACUAGUUGGGGUAAAUUUAUGAUAACUGUUAGUCGUCCUAUAAAAUUACUUUUUACUCAUCCUAUGAUUAUUGGAUUGGGGUCAUUUAUGGCAUUUGUUUACGGGUUCAUGUACUUAAUGAUUGUUACGUUUCCAAGAGUAUACCGUGGAACUUAUGGCUUCCUGGUAGGAAUUAGUGGAUUAAUGUAUUUACCAAUGGGGAUAGGAUAUGUUGUGGGGACAGUAUUUUGGUCCAUGAUGAUUGAUCGAAUAUAUCAUAAAUUAACGGCUAAGAAUGGGGGUGUUGCAAAACCUGAAUUUAGAUUACCUUGUUUAUGUUUUUCAGGAAUUGGAAUUCCGGUGGGGUUAAUCUGGUACGGGUGGUCUGCUCAAUACAAGUUGCACUGGAUAAUGCCUGCAAUAGGUUCUGCAAUAUUUGCAUUUUCAUUUAUUGCCGUAUUUCAAACCAUUCAAAAUUAUUUAAUUGAUAUGAAUAAUAGAUUUGCAGCCAGUUCUAUGGCUGCUGCAGCAGUAUUUCGAUCUUUUUUUGGAUUUGCAUUCCCAUUGUUUGCCAAUGAUAUGUACGAUACAUUAGACUAUGGGUGGGGUAAUACCUUGUGUGCAUUAAUUGGGUUAGCAUUAGGCUUACCGUUUCCCAUCUUUUGUUUAAUAUAUGGGGAAAGAUUAAGAUUAUGGGCCAAUCGGAGAAUGGAUAGAGAGCAAGCUAAGAGAGAUGAGAGAAAUUUAGAGAGACUAAGAAAGUUGCAUCAGCAGGAGGCAGGAUACCUUGAGACGAAGGAAAGUGUGUAGAGACAUAGAAUAUAGUAAAUCUAUAUAUAGUAGUAUUAAUGUAUAAAAUAACAUUAGAUCGGG